AUGGCCGGCGACGGCGGCGUGCUCAAGCGGCGCAUCCGCGCCGGCCGCGGCGAGUUCCCAAUCGACUGCCCCCUCAACGACACCACAGUCAAGCUCCACUACCGCGCACGCCCGCACCGCCCCGGGGCCACGGAGCUGGAGGGCGGCGGCGGCGGCGGCGGCGGCGGCGGCGGUUGGGCGUACGACAGCGCAGCGGCGGCGGGGGAGGCGACAGCGGCGGGGGCGGGGGCAGGGGCGCCCCUGGAGGUUGACACCGGGUGUGGGGAGCUGCCGGAAGCUGUGGAGCUGUGCGCGCGGCUGAUGGUGCCCGGGGAGCUGGCGCGCGCGGUGGCGCAGCCGCGGUACGCGUAUCAGGGGCGCGACGACGCGCCGGCGGGCGUGAGUCAGGAUGACGUCGUCGAGUUUGAGAUCGAGCUGCUGGACUUCCACAAGGAGGGACACUGGCAGAACCUCGAGUGGGCGGAGCGCUGGGCGAUACUGGAGCGCCUCAAGGCGCGGGGCAACGCGCUCUACAAGGCCGGAAAAUGGAAGUACGCGGCUAACAGGUACCAGCGGGUGCUGCAGCUGGUGGACUCGACGCGCGAUUUUGAGGACGAGGCGACGGUGGACAGGGCCGACGCCUUCAAGCUGGCGGCGCUGGGGAACCUGGCCCUGGCGGAGCUGGGGGCGGGGGAGGCGGCGCGCGCGGUGGAGUGGUGCGACAAGGCGCUAAAGCUCGAGCCUGGGAGCGGCAAGAUCAUGCUGCGCAAGGCCAAGGCGCUCUCCCUCAAGGGGGACUUUGAGGAGGCAGAGGAGCUGCUGGCGGCGGCCGAGGGCGCGGACGCGGCGCUGAGGGCGGACGUGGAGCGAGAGCGGGCAGUCAACAAGCAGCGGCUCAAAGCAGCGGAGGAGAAGCAGCGGAAGGGGUUUGGGGGUUUCUUCAAGAAGUGA
Monoraphidium neglectum is the source of this 930-nucleotide messenger RNA. RefSeq lists its product as hypothetical. The transcript is spliced from 4 exons. NCBI's taxonomy places the organism in Eukaryota, Viridiplantae, Chlorophyta, Chlorophyceae, Sphaeropleales, Selenastraceae. The coding region runs from base 1 to 930 and encodes 309 amino acids. The record is from RefSeq and is a predicted model, not a curated record. Gene Ontology annotation, molecular function: peptidyl-prolyl cis-trans isomerase activity; protein binding.